Molecule: messenger RNA, 2369 nt
Organism: Closterium sp. NIES-67
Lineage: Eukaryota; Viridiplantae; Streptophyta; Zygnematophyceae; Desmidiales; Closteriaceae
Source: the annotation of a GenBank genome assembly
CUCUCUCCCUCCCAUCGUGCUCCGAAGCGCCUUUUCAACUCACCACCACCGGAGUCCGAAGUCGAUCUGAGCUUGUUGCGUUUCGAGCCUCCGAGGCGGAGUUGGACACGCGAUCCGAAAGUCAGGAGAACCUUAGACUCCCGACUCGGAGCUCGGUCCGCCAUGGCUCGGUCCGCGUCUGCUCGCUUUAGAAGCAGCCAUCCUCCCGUCAUCUACGCACCGAUAGCGUUCGUUCCCGCCUCCAUAGCAGAAAGAAGAGUCUUUCCCAUCAUUAUUCGUCAUCCACCGGCAGCGAGGAGUCUAUUUUUUAGGCGCCUCAAAAAUUAUUCGUCAUCCACCGGCAGCGAUUCUUUCAACCCACCCUGCGUUGAAACUCUCACCAUUGCGUCCUACGUCUCCGUCGUCCGGCCUCUCAUUCUCCUCGCCUCCGUCCACGCGCUUCUUCCGCAGUCGGCCCAUAAUCUAGCUGAGUAGCUACUAGCACGCACGUGGAGUGCACGUUCCCUUGAUCAUGGCAGCGUACCGAAUGAGCAGUAAGCCACCGUCAUCGACCACCCCUCUCCUCCUUCUCGUGCUCCUCAAUGCGACCCUCCUCUCCCACCACCUCGCAUCGGCCGCCGGUCGCGGGGUCGCUGGCGAUGAAUCAUCCGUCGCAGAGGCGUCGCCCAGGCGACAGUUGGUCGGCCCUGUGGUGUCGCACGGCCAGCAGCACCACCGGCAGCUGCGAAACCAGCUGGGCGGCAACGUGUCGCCCGCCGCCAAAGGCCCCUGCGCCCUCGUGUCGUGCCCCAAGGGCUGCUCGUGCUCCGCUUCCUCUGGCGUCGCCAAGUGCAAGUGCUCAGACCCUUGUUACGGCGUCAAAUGCCCCGACGUGUCCAAGUGUGCGGUGCAGGAGGGUGCAGUGGUGUGCAAAUGUCCGCCUCCCUUCAAGCGCCUGAUAAACAACAAGUGCUCCUCCGCUUCGCGCCCCCACUCGGACUAUCUCGACCCACACAACGCCGCCAGGGCUGCCGUGGGUGCGGUGCCCCUCGUGUGGGACGACGCGGUCGCAGCUACAGCCGCGGAAUGGGCAGCACAUCUCGCCAGCGAGAAUAACUGCGGGCUGGAGCAUGGCGGCCCUGGCGACUACGGGCAGUGCCUCUCGGGCGCCAGCCCCAGCGGGUGGGCGACGAACACCGAUGCGGUGCAGUGGUGGGUGAACGAGGGCGGGUGGUGCCUCCCCGGCGGCAAGUGCGACUGGGACAAGGCCGGCCACUACACCCAGGUGGUGUGGAACAACUCUCUCAGGGUCGGGUGCGCCAAGGCGUCGUGCGGCGGGGACAGCGACGUGUGGGCGUGCAACUACGAUCCCCCCGGCAACUGGGCCGGCGAGCAGCCUUAUGUACUGGACCCCUGCUUCCGAGUCGUCUGCCCCUCCACUGCCACCUGCUCUGCUGUGGACGACAAGCCCGUGUGCUCUUGCCCCUCUGGCCAGGCGCUGGUCAACGGCAAGUGCCAGGCAGACGCGUGCAUCGGGGCGGCCAAGUGUCCGGGGGACUUAGUGUGUGACGGCACCUCUGGCGCACCCAAGUGUGUAUGCCCCAAGGGAUUGGUGCGCGUUGCACCCAAGACAUGCCUUGCGCCCACGUGCAUCAGAGUGGCGUGCCCUGCCAUGGCGCGCUGCAGGGCAGACAAGAACGGCAUUCCCUUCUGCGCCUGCCCUGCCUCCUACUCCCUCGUCAACGGCACAUGCACUCAAGACGGAUCCCCCUCGGUCACCACCAGCCUGGCUCUCUUCAACCGCCCCUCCUUCACCAAUCGCGCCUCCCUCGCUGCCAUUGUGCUCCGAGCGCCCACCCUCGAUGACGGCUGCAUCAACCUCCCCCCACGCGUGGCGGGCACCGUGGGCUCCGUGCAGAUUCUCUGGGAUGCGCCUGAUGGAGCAACGGGGGACCGGGUGGCUUGCGGGCUGAUCUGGUUCUGGAAUGAGGCUGAUUGCUAUGGGGGGGCUGCAGGCUGGUACCGACCGGAUAACAAUGUGACCACCGCUAAGACUGUGGAUGGUGGUGUUGCCUCUGUGCGCUCUAUUGCCUGCUCCGCAUAAGGCACGUAUGGCGCCCGCCCGCCUCCGCAUGAUGAUACAAGAUUUACUACAGAACACAAUUGUUUAUGUGCCUUCACACCAUUGUUUUUGUUUGUUUGUAUUGUUUUUUUUUUUUUUUAGUGCUGCAGAAUAUUAUAAUGCUUGAAAUAAAAUUUUAACUCUGUGCUUUUUUCCCCGUUAUCUUUUUUAUCUCCAACAUGGAUGCUCGAUAUAGGUAUAAUGCAUUUCAUGCUUCAUUUGCAAUUCUAGAGCUAUCUUACUAUCUGAAUAUAAGCGAGUGUCUGUC